CCGCGUUGCUAUGGUCGAUCCCAGGAUCCCUCGUGCCUUCGUCAUUUCCGCUUCCUCUUGAUUUCGUCCUUUUCCGGUCUCCUGCAAGAUGUCGAAGGCGGCGAAGAAACUGCCAAAGCAGACCAAGAAGGACAAGGAUCAGAACCCUAUGAGGGAGGUCCGGAUCCGGAAGCUAUGUCUUAAUAUUUGUGUUGGCGAAUCAGGUGACAGGCUGACACGAGCCGCAAAGGUGCUGGAACAGUUGACUGGUCAGCAGCCAGUGUUUUCCAAAGCUCGCUACACUGUGCGUUCCUUUGGCAUCAGGAGGAACGAAAAAAUUGCCGUCCACUGCACGGUCAGGGGACCCAAGGCUGAGGAGAUCCUAGAAAAGGGACUAAAGGUUAGAGAGUACGAGCUGCGGAAGGAGAACUUCUCAGACACCGGCAACUUUGGUUUCGGCAUCCAGGAGCACAUUGACUUGGGUAUCAAAUACGACCCCACCAUCGGUAUCUAUGGCCUGGACUUUUACGUAGUGUUGGGCCGCCCGGGCUUCAACGUAGCCCUGCGGAGACACAAGCGCGGAGUGAUCGGCUGUGGCCACAGGCUCUGCAAGGAGGAGGCCAUCAAGUGGUUCCAGCAAAAGUAUGAUGGCAUCAUCUUGCCAGGGAAGAGCAAGAAGUAAUGAUGCUAAAAUAAAAGGAUGUUUCAGAAAGGU
This is a messenger RNA of Ornithodoros turicata, 694 nucleotides long. RefSeq names its product large ribosomal subunit protein uL5-like (gene RpL11). Gene Ontology annotation, cellular component: ribosome; cytosolic large ribosomal subunit. The record is from RefSeq and is a predicted model, not a curated record. The transcript is spliced from 4 exons. The coding region runs from base 89 to 661 and encodes 190 amino acids. Gene Ontology annotation, biological process: translation. Gene Ontology annotation, molecular function: RNA binding; structural constituent of ribosome. Lineage: Eukaryota; Metazoa; Arthropoda; Arachnida; Ixodida; Argasidae.